This is a messenger RNA of Brienomyrus brachyistius, 1765 nucleotides long. RefSeq names its product ras-related protein Rab-39B. The transcript has 2 exons. Gene Ontology annotation, molecular function: GTP binding; GTPase activity. Lineage: Eukaryota; Metazoa; Chordata; Actinopteri; Osteoglossiformes; Mormyridae. Gene Ontology annotation, biological process: protein secretion; regulation of exocytosis. The record is from RefSeq and is a predicted model, not a curated record. The coding region runs from base 96 to 728 and encodes 210 amino acids.
GACAGAGCACACCAAUCAGCAGAUAUACUGGAGAUCAGCUCAGGGCACACUCCUCUGUUCACAUCCACGCACUUAAAAUAGUGGCUUCAAGUACAAUGGCAGUACAAUGGAACUUGAGGUUUGGAAUUGUCCUCAUUGGUGAUUCAGCAGUGGGGAAAUCAUCUCUCCUACAACGCUAUACCGAAGGGACGUUUGCAGAGGCCAGUUUGAGUCCACUGGGAAUUGAUUUUAAAGUCCAGUACCUAGACUUUGACCCUGGUAUCCUGAUCAAGCUGCUUCUCUGGGACACUGCGGGGCAAGAGAGAUUCCAGUCUAUUUCUAAGUCCUAUAUGAGGAACUCAGUGGGCUGCAUUCUGAUGUUCGACAUCUCCCAGCGCCAGAGCUUCGAGAAUAUACGGAACUGGCACAGAGAAGUAAUGGACUACGUCAAGCCAUUCGCCAUGGUCUUCAUGCUGGUGGGUCACAAGAGUGACUUGCUGGUUCGCCGGCAGGUCAGGAGGGCUGAGGGCGAGGCGCUGGCGAAGGAGCUGGGCAUGGCCGGCUACAUUGAAGUCUCAUCCAAAGAGAACGUCAACGUCGCCUUGUCGUUUGAGAGUCUCGUCAGAGUGAUAUACAAAAGGUUAAAUGAAGGAAAGAUACCCUUGGACGAGCGCUAUCAAGGACUCACAAUUGGACUACCUUUCUGGAAUGAUGGAGAAAUCACUGCGCAGAAAAGUUGUGCCUGGUAGUUUUCUCAGCAUCUAUACAGGGUUGUCAACUCUCACGCAUCUAGCGUGACGCUCAUCCUUUCAAACUCUCAUGCAAGAAAUCUUACCUCAAAUUUAUAUUAUUCCAUUAUAAACCUAAAAUUUGCUGCAUCAACAGCACUGGGAUAGUUCGCAAACCAAACCCUAUAGAGUAUUUACAAGGUAAUAAAACUGUUACAUACAUACAAAUGCAUGUAUGUGCAGGAUUGUUUCGAACUUCACAUCUCAUGCCAGCCAGCUGAAAAAAGUUGGCAAUCCUGUCUAUGUAUUUUAUUUUGUUACUUUUAUUUUAAUUAUUACUAUUCUCAUGUUGGUCUGCAUUACUUUGUAUUCUGCCCAAAGUAUUCCAGGAAAAAAGUAGCUUAUCUGCACAAGCUUAGCUUGGCUUAUCUGCACAAAUUUCAUUAAUAACAUUUUCCCAAAUAGUUUUCAGUCAUCAUGAAAGAAUUUACACAUGACAGUACAAUUGUUUCAUUUUUAGCAUCUGUUAAACCUCUAUUUACUACUUAAGAUUUUCUUUUCGAAAACGUUUGUAAUAUGUGAGUCAGAAGCCGUCACAAUAACAAUAAACUUGUUUGGCUAGAUUUGGCUAAAAGCCUGGGCAACAGGAAGACAUGUAGUCAUAGCAAUUGACUGUAGGGUUAAUAACGAUCGUAAAUAAAAACCACAGACAGAGCGGUAAACAAUAACUGGAUCGCCGCUUGAGAACUUCAAAUGUUUUUAUUUGAAUGAAGGAAAACGGCGUGGUGAUGUGAUGCUAUUCCAUCUUCUAUAUUCCAGUGUUGGAGGAAACAGACUGUGCAUGAUCAUGAUGAGGAUGACUGACUAAAAUAGAGAGGGAUGGAUGGGUGGAUCUAUGAACGAGUGAUGGAUGGAGUAAAUUAAUUAAAAUUAAAAUUUAAUGUAUAAAAGCGAAAUAUAUUUUGAACAAGUGUUAUUUAUAUUGGUGUAUGUACAAUGCAAUAUUUAGCAGUGUGUAUAUUGCUGAUAAUAAAAUUAUUGGUAAACUGGUGUUUCUA